UGUUCUCUUCGUUUAAUCAACGAUGUAUUACAUUGCAUUUAAAUUAAAAGACGCUCUCUCUUUUACUGAUUCCUUUAAUGUUUUGUGCUAAUCUCAUUUUAUUUCUCCCUUUCUGUGUGACUCCGCCCAUCCACAUUCCUGUGUGUCUGGGCUGUGAAGAGGAGGAAAGAGAAAAGUAGAGGGGCUGCAGAAAGAGAGGGGAUGAUAAACAACAACACUUCUGUCUGACUGCUGCAACUUUCUCACACAUUUACCCCAAAGUUUAACCUAACGAGACGUGUUUCUAAUUUAUUUAUUUAUUUAUUUCACAAGUUGUCGGGACCUUUUUUCUUCGGCGGAGUUGGAGCUUUCGACUUGACUACAUUUGCUAACUAACCCCCGCUGCUGUUUUCACUGCUUUUUCACCCGCAAAAACACCACAAACCCCACAGAAGUGCAGAGGGAGUGUGUGUGGAGGAAACAUGGAGAUCCUGGAUAGUAGUGAGCCGUUCCUGCACUGGGACCGGAACCUGAGCGAGCUGUCGGAGGCCGGGGAGAUCGACUGUGGGCUCUACACCAAUCACUUCUCCGAGCUCCUGGACGAUCUCUCCCAGGAUGCUCUGCUGGGUCAGCUGCUCAGCGACCCCUUUCUCUCGGGGGUGAGAGGCGGAGGCGUGGAGGCCAUGGAGGGGGAGGACGGCAGCGACCUGUCCCCCUCCUCCCCCCUCCCCCCCCACAUCACAGCGGAGCACAGCUACUCGCUCUGCGGAGACAGCAGGCCUCAGUCCCCGCUGUCGCACCUGACCGGAGAGCAAGGCAGCGACGCAGAGUCUGAUGGAGAGUCAGCUGAUUGGCCCAUGGAGCAGGAGGACUCCAUCGACAGCCUCCUGUGCGAGACCCCCUCCCUGCUCCCCACCCUCUCCCUCUCUCUGGUCCCAGGUGAGGGGCCCCGGGCUCCUGAGAGCCCCGCUGUGGCCCCUGCUGUCCCCCCCUCCCCCCCAGCUCAGCCCAGAGUCAACAGCAGCCAGGGCAAAGCCUUCAAGAUUAAAGAGGAGAACAUCAUCCCGCAGAUUAAACUGGAGCCUCAUGAAGUCGACCAGUUUCUCAAUCUUUCACCCAAAGGUCUGGAGGUGCUGCAGAUGCCUCCCACUCCUCCCAGUUCCCACGGCAGUGACUCUGAGGGGAGUCAGAGUCCCGUCCACGCCCCGCCCGGCCUCUCCUGCCCCCCCUCCCCCUCCAGCCCCCCCCCAUCCCAGGCCAGCCACAAGGUGUCUCCCCGCGCCACCUCCUCCCUCUCCAACUCCCCUCUGCUCACCGCUGCUCAUAAGCUGCAGGGGUCCGGCCCGUUGAUGCUGACGGAGGAGGAGCGCCGUACGCUGGUGGCUGAAGGGUACCCCGUCCCCAACAAGCUGCCCCUCACCAAGGCCGAGGAGAAGGCCCUGAAGAAGAUCCGCAGGAAGAUCAAAAAUAAGAUUUCUGCUCAGGAGAGUCGCAGGAAGAAGAAAGAGUACAUGGACGCUCUGGAGAAGAAGGUGGAGACAUGCUCCAACGAAAACCACGAGCUGCGCAGAAAAGUGGAAAACCUGGAGUGUACCAACAAGUCUCUCUUGCAGCAGCUGCAGUCUCUGCAGGCGGUGGUCACCGGAAAAGUCCCUAAAUCCUGCAGGAUGGCCGGCACCCAGACAUCAUCAUGCCUAAUGGUGGUUGUUUUGUGUUUCUCUCUGUUUUUGGGGAGUUUUUACCCCAGCAGUAUGUCUCCCUGCUCCACCAUCACUGAAAUUGGCCUUGCCUCCAAACAGCUGGAUGUCAAAGAGUCUUACACAACCACAGUGAAGUCAAGGAAUCUGUUGUCCACCUUCGAGGACGAGCAGCCGCAUCUCCUCGGUCUCGGUGGGGAAUAUCCCAACCAAUGGGAGGAGGCGCCGGCUGUUGUCAUGGCAGCGUGGCGUCGCUCGGAGCAACAGAAAGUGGUGGAAGAGCCCAUCAUGGUGGAAACACUCGUACCACUGAGAAAUAAUAGCAAUGAAACGCAGACGUCUAAAAACGUGCUGCUGGACCUGCACAGGUCUUUGGAGAGCAGCAGCAGUAAAGUGAUAGAGUUGGAUCGGACGGUCAACGAGACCUCAUGAGAUUCAUGUCAACACCCCCACAUUAUCCCACCAUCACCCCCCCUGACCCUCAUGAUGACCUUUGACCCCCACCCCCUUCUAGACCUGGUUCAGUGUCCUGGAGCAAACCUCAUACAGUAGUUCCACUGUUGACUGUUCCAUCUCUGCUUAAUCAGACACACUGUAAUAGUAUUAAUUAAUCAUUUUUAUAAUAUUAAUAAUAAGGAGGCACUGGUUGCUUUAAUUUCUGAAGUAAAAAUGCACUGAAUAAUUUUUACGUGAGUCAAUCAUCAGUUGUCUUCAUUGACAUUCAAAUAGAAACAGUGAAUUCCAGUGGGAAGUAUUUUAAAUAUGACAUGUGAGGCUUUUUACAGGACACUGAGGGAGAGAACCUUUGUAUUUAUAGAAACCUUUUUUUGGUUUUUCAUAAAGUUAUUGCUCUUUGUAGUUCUUUUAAAUGUUUUAUUCCAUUCCAGUGAGCCCCCUUUUGAUAUUUUUGUUUAUGUUCAUAAUGUGUUUUUUUAUUUUUAUUUUAUUGUACUCUUUUAUAUAUUGUUAUAUAUUUUCUUCAGCUGACUUUACAUUUCAAAGAUCCAAGGCUUAACACGGGUUCCUGCACUCAUUUUAAAACGUUUUUAUUUUUUAAAACCUUAUAUGAAUCUGCAGCUCGAAUCUGUUGUUUUAUAUUGUGAAUACUGAGUGCAGAUUUCAAAUCCAGUUAAAUAAAAAGCUCAAAAUAUCUGUUGAGCAUCCCACAAUUUUACUUCUCCUCUAAGGAAUUGUUUGACAUUUGAGGAAAUAUUCUUGUGCCUUUUCGCCGAGAGUUAGAGAUUAUUAAGCGUAUUUCGCCGGAUGUCCAACUUUUAAAGAAAUGUGUGCUGGAACCACAGAAUGAACUUUCUUUGGCCUUAUUUCCUGCGAUCUUUUUGCCUUAAACACUUUCACUGUCAGCUAUUUAUCUGCUCUGAUCUCUCAGCAUUUGCCAAAAAAAACUUUCUUCCCAGAAAUGAAAAAAAAAAGUAUCUAUUUUUGUAAAUAUAAGUUGUUAAUAAAUAAGCAAGUCUAAAACUGUCUGGGAUGUGGAGUUUAUAAACCAAUCCAUAAUUUAUCCUGAGUCUUUUGGAUGCGAUGGUGAUAAAUGAUGAACAUAGCUUUGUCCUGACUUCUGUUUCUGGUUCAGUUUGUUUGUUACAGAUCAUGGCUUUAAAAGUCUUAUUUGUUCAUUUCAAGUUUAUUGCAAGUCGGGUUUUACAUUUCUCCUCUUUAUUUAAACAUGUUUUCUGAUGUGUGUUAAACCCAUUCCACUUUCUGUGCAUCCAAGUUGUAAAUACAUACAUCCCAUUUGUUAAAAACUCUUUAUCCAGUUUUGAAAGUAUAGCAAGAACAAACAUAAGAAAUUGUAUAUAACAAACUGAAGAUGAAAUCAACUGUAAAGACACAUAUACCAGUUCAAUUAAGAGACUAGAAAACACUUUCUAUAACCAUACUGUAAGUUUUGUACAUCAAUCAGUGGCUAGAUUGUCAAAGAUUUAUCCUUAAAUGUUUAUGUUGUUAGGCCAAAACUUGGACUUUAUUUUGAACAUUUCAAUGGAAAUUCCCUUCUAGUUUAGACUGAAACUAGCUGCAAGCGGAGAGGGAUUUUUCCAAAAUUAGAUUUAAAUUCCAUGUUGCUUCUGUGCAAAGCUCUUGUAUUUUGCUUUCAAAUGAAUAUAGUAUUUUUCCUUAGUAAAAGCAUAUUUUGCAAAAACCA
Molecule: messenger RNA, 3837 nt
Organism: Trematomus bernacchii (emerald rockcod)
Lineage: Eukaryota; Metazoa; Chordata; Actinopteri; Perciformes; Nototheniidae
Gene: creb3l2
Product: cAMP responsive element binding protein 3-like 2
Exons: 12
Coding region: 462-2108 (548 amino acids)
Biological process (GO): regulation of transcription by RNA polymerase II
Molecular function (GO): cAMP response element binding; DNA-binding transcription factor activity, RNA polymerase II-specific
Source: RefSeq, a predicted model, not a curated record